CUUCCACAGUGGCUCGAUACCUAAGAGAUGGCAGAGAGUUCGUUUCCGUGGAUACGUUUCAUCUGACAUUCGAGUACACAGGCCUACAGGGUCACCACGUGGAGUUGCAUUUGAACACUCUGGCGAAGUUGGGAGCCGUGAAGCAUAUGAAGCAGCAGCAAACGAACAGGAUCUUCAAUACUGAAGAAGGAGCACCAUUAAUAGAAGGACGAGGAGGACGCCGCGGGACGCGGCCGGAUGCAAAUCAGCUUCUAGAAAACGGUUUUGGCAUAAUGUCUGACCGCAUGACAACAUUGUUGUCUGUCCCCUUGUGCCGGAUACCAGAGGUUGAGCGAGGAAGUGUGAGGACGGCUGCAGAC
Messenger RNA from Amoebophrya sp. A25, 359 nucleotides. The record is from the annotation of a GenBank genome assembly. NCBI's taxonomy places the organism in Eukaryota, Dinophyceae, Syndiniales, Amoebophryaceae.